Molecule: messenger RNA, 1170 nt
Organism: Saprolegnia parasitica CBS 223.65
Lineage: Eukaryota; Oomycota; Saprolegniomycetes; Saprolegniales; Saprolegniaceae
Exons: 1
Coding region: 13-1137 (374 amino acids)
Molecular function (GO): heme binding; iron ion binding; oxidoreductase activity, acting on paired donors, with incorporation or reduction of molecular oxygen
Source: RefSeq, a predicted model, not a curated record
CGAAACAUCAACAUGGGCGUCCUGCUGCAAGAUGCUGCCCCUGCGCUUGCGGUUGCCGUUGUGUCGCUCAUUUUGUACGUGGGCUUCCGUGCGCCGUCCGUGCGCGUCCUCUUCUUCAGCGCCAUGGCCUACAUCAAGGGCGUGCCAAUUGUGUGGAUCGACGCACCAGCCCUCGCAGCGAAAGCACUCAAGGCAUCGUCAUCCAAAGGCAUCUUUCUCGAGCGCAUCUUGUCCGAGCCCGCGUGGCUGCCCGUGAUCUCACUCGAGUCGGUCGAUGAUCCGCAGUGGAGCAUCAUGAAGAACAACCUGACGCUGCUAAUGAAGGCGCUACCGUCGGCCUCUGUCCUCGAAACCAUCACGAUGCGCAUCACCGACAAGUACCUCGCGGACCACGACGUCUUGGACUCGAACGGCGUCGUGUACAUUACGGUCGCUGCGUUUUACGAGUGGAUCUUUGCCAAGGCCUUCCCGGCCGACGCGACCUUUGUGUGCGACUCGACGUGGGAGUGGCGCAAAGAGCUCGCGCUCAAGGGCAAGGGCGACAUGGCGCUCAAGCAACGCGUCGUCGACUGGAUCAUCGAGCAAGUCAAGGCAACCCCCGCGAUCUACGGCCUGUUUGGUGCACAGUGGGAAGAACCCGAGUACUUUUCGCUCUUGUUGCAGCCCUUCUUCCUCUCGCCCGCGAUCAACGUCUCGGACGUGGCCGUCACCAUGGGCUCGCUCGUGCACUGCCAAGGCCUCGUCGACGAGAGCAUCUCGGACAUGAUCAACAAGGCGCUGGAUAUGGCGCACCCGUUUGUGAUCGUCGAGCGCUUCCUCGAGCACGGCCUCAAGACGGACGACAUCACAAUCGCACCGGGAACACACGUCUUCAUCCCGAUGGACAUCAUGACGAGCGACAAUACCAUUCGGUUUGGAGCCGGCGCGCGCAAGUGCCCCGGGCAGAUCCAGGGUAUGGCGCUCAUGCUCGGCCUCUUCCAGAAGCACGUGCUGGAAAGCCCCAAGUUUCAGCCGGCGCUCCACCACAAGUAUUCGGGGCGCGACCAAGAUGGCCAAGAAACACUUUCCGAGCUGCUGUACCAAGUCGCCCUGAUUGCGUCUGUUUUUUGGACGGCGCUCACACACCGUUUUUUAUAACGUUUCCAAUGCACGCACCACCGCAUCACGCCA